Messenger RNA from Darwinula stevensoni, 519 nucleotides. NCBI's taxonomy places the organism in Eukaryota, Metazoa, Arthropoda, Ostracoda, Podocopida, Darwinulidae. The record is from the annotation of a GenBank genome assembly.
AUGGUCACUCCUGACCUGGUCCAACUCCUUAUUGAAAAUGGAUGGCUGCACAGAGAGAGGGCGUGCCCCAAGUUCGGGGAACAUGUGAUAAUUAUGAAUGCUUCCAAAAUAAGUGACGGGGUCACGUUCAGAUGCCGAAGGACCUCCUCAUCCACCAGGACGAGUGGAUCAAAGAAGAAACAGAAGAAAACCAGAUGCGAUGAGUUUGUAUCUGUCAGGAAGGAUUCCUCCUUUCAAAAUUCAAAUGUAUGCAUUAAGGAAUGCAUUUGGAAAGGGGAGAGGAUCGGUGGAGAGGGGAAAAUCGUGGAGUUGGACGAAAGUAAGUUCAGCCGCAGGAAAUACCACCAGGCCACCACUUCGAGGGUCAAUGGGUUUUUGGCGGCGUGGAGCGAGGAACAGGAAGGUGUUUCCUCGUUCCCGUCAAGGAGAGGAAUUCAGAGACGCUACUCCGCCUCAUUCGAAUCUGGUGAAAACCCCGAGGAAGACACCGAUGAUGACAGCAGCUCCACUGAUCUCUGA